Molecule: messenger RNA, 1820 nt
Organism: Drosophila navojoa
Lineage: Eukaryota; Metazoa; Arthropoda; Insecta; Diptera; Drosophilidae
Gene: Wdr37
Product: WD repeat domain 37
Molecular function (GO): protein binding
Source: RefSeq, a predicted model, not a curated record
AUUUACAUUUCGCAAUUGCGUGUUUCCCAACACUGUAAGAGAUAAAAACCUAAAGAAAAAUAUUCAUGCAACACAAAUAUAUAUCUAUGUAUAUAUAUAUAAUAUGGAAUUGGAUCAAUAAAGGUCGAACGGCUAUCAUUAAAACUAUCCACUAAUUGGAUUUUAACCAAGAACGCAGGUGACGGGAAACGCUCUGCUGCGGAAGUCAGAAAAAUAAACUGGCAAACGUGAAGAAACAAAUAUACAGGGAAAACAGAAACAUCAAAAUGAAAUCGACGGCAGCAGCAAAAACGCGGCUAACCAGUCUCACCGAAGACAUAUCCAUAAUACCCGAGGAUGCGCCAUAUCGCAGCCGCCUCCACUACCUGUUUGCCCAAAUCGAGAAGGAGUUCGAGCAGCUCUACUUGGAGAACCUCAAUCUUCAGGAUAAGCUGGAAAAUGCCACCGCAAUUACCAAAGAGUCACUGACACCGUACGAUCAACGUUCCGCAGCAGGCGGAGCGCUCGUUGCCACGGGCAGUGGUGGCGCCUCGCUAGCAGCCACGCCUGCUACGCCGUCCGCCCCGCUGGGCGACGAAAUUGGUGCCAGUCUGCUAGCAGCUGCCUCCAGCACACACAAGAGUCUCAAGGCUAAACUGAGCAGCGCCACAGGUGGCAGCAAGGUGAAGGCCAGCAAUAAAAUCAAGGCACAGACCAGUCGAAUCGUCUCCAGCUUCAAGGCCCAGACGGUGGUGAGCUCGGUGGUGCGCGAGUUUGGCGGCCACAAGGAUGGCAUUUGGCAGGUGGCUGCCAAGGUGGGUCAGCCCAUCAUUGGCACAGCGUCCGCUGAUCACACCGCUUGCAUUUGGGGCAUAGAGAGCGGGCGCUGCCUGUUGCAGUACCAGGGACAUGCUGGAUCCGUCAACUCCAUUAAGUUCCAUCAGUGUCGGGAUCUGGUUCUAACCGGUAGUGGCGAUGGCACCGCACACAUCUGGCAAGCAGCCGUCAACUGGGAAGUGCCCAAAAAAGGACACUCGUCAGAGGAAGAGCUUGAUGAUAGUGACGGUCAGCUGGAGGAUCGCGAGCGUGUAGACUCCUUGCGUACGCCACUCUGUGAGUUCACCGGACCCGGUGGGCAUCUCUCAGUUGUGGUCGCUGCUGAUUGGCUUUCGAGCAUGGAUCAGAUUAUCACUGGCAGUUGGGAUCGCACGGCAAUACUGUGGGACGUGGAGACGGCGCAGCCGCUGCAACCGCUGACCGGCCAUGAUCAUGAGCUUACCCAUGUCUCGGCACAUCCCACACAGCGUUUAGUUGUGACCGCUUCACGUGAUACCACCUUCCGUUUAUGGGACUUCCGCGAUCCGAUACCCGCCGUAUCCGUCUUCCAAGGCCACACCGAGACGGUCACCUCGAGCGUUUUUGCGCGCAACGAUAAAGUCGUCUCGGGCUCGGAUGAUCGCACCAUAAAAGUGUGGGAGCUGCGCAAUAUGCGCUCCGCGCUUGCCACCAUACGGACUGAUUCCUCCGUAAAUCGCUUGGCUGUCUCCAGUGGCGGCAUCAUAGCGAUACCCCACGACAAUCGGCAGAUCCGUCUCUUCGAUUUAAAUGGACAGCGAGUGGCUCGCCUACCGCGCACCAGUCGACAGGGACACAGACGCAUGGUCUCAUCAGUGGCCUGGUCGGAGGAGCCGGUCUUAAAUUGCGAUCUGUUCUCGUGCGGCUUCGAUCGGCGCGUAUUUGGCUGGUCCAUAGUCUUACCAAAGGAUAAUUGAAAAUUAAUCAAACGCUGAGCUGCAUUGCAGACCAAAAAUAUAAAAAAUAAUACGAUUUUAAAGCUUUUA